UUAUAAUAGAAAUCCACGCCUUUACUGAUAAACGAUCCAUACAUAUUAAUUAGCCGAUGGGCAAAUAUUUAAUAAAAACAAAUUUUCUGUUCAUUUUUUUGUCAGCCCGUGAAUUCAAUUCGGAAACUUCUGUUAAUUUACAUGAAAAGCGGGUUCAUUUGUCAAAGAAACCCAAAUCAAAGGAAUGUCCGAUAUGCCACAAGAAAUUUGAUAGAGACUAUUUCAAGCAGCACAUUCAAAAUGUUCAUACAUCAGAGCGUAAAUUUGUCUGCGAUAUUUGCGAUGAUGGGUUUAAAAGUUCUACUCUGCUCCAACACCAUAAGCUAUUGCAUUUUGAGCGUAAAUUUCCAUGCAAUAUAUGUACAAAAAAAUUCAUACGCUCAAGUGAUCUUAAAGUGCACAUGCGUUCUCACACUGGAGAAGAACCAUUCGAAUGCCAUUUGUGUGACCGACGGUUCAAAAUAAAAGUACAGCUCAAUUAUCAUCUGCAGCAACACGCUGGCAUCAAACGAAAAUGCGCAGAGUGUGGAAAAGAGUUUAAUAACGUAAAACAAUUGAAAAUCCACUCUUACAAACACACCGGAAUGCCAUAUAGAUGUUCGAUGUGUGAUUAUGGUUGCGCAAAGCGUGAAGUGUUUAGGCACCAUUUGUCGAGGAUGCAUAAUAUGACUAUGACUCCCGAUGAGUAUCGUGCUAUGUUCAAAGCAAAUACCGGCCGAAAUCCAUGCGUGAAACCGUUAGAGGAGUUACAAGCAAAGGAGCAAAAAUUGGAAC
This is a messenger RNA of Rhagoletis pomonella (apple maggot), 774 nucleotides long. RefSeq names its product zinc finger protein 239-like. Gene Ontology annotation, cellular component: nucleus. The transcript is spliced from 2 exons. The record is from RefSeq and is a predicted model, not a curated record. Lineage: Eukaryota; Metazoa; Arthropoda; Insecta; Diptera; Tephritidae. The annotation marks the transcript as partial.